AAACAAGUUGAGAGAGUGCAUGGAUGGGGCGUGAAAGGAAUGCGUCUCUUUAUACUGAAAAUCUGUGGUCUGCAGAACUUGAUGGAGAAGACACUGCGUGCUAAUGCUGGGACAAUUGCACACAUGUAUUUUAUGAAUAUAAUUUGAAGACUAAAGGACUUUUCUUGACAAUUUUAAGCAAAUGGACCCAAUUGACGUUUCCAUGACAAUGGUAUGGUCUGAAAAUAGCAACUCAUCCGUACUGCCAAACACGACAGAUGUGGUCGAUCAAGGAUGGAUCCUCGUUCAAAACAUUAUCCCCCCUUACAUUUUUACCCUUUGUGCGUUAGGACUUCUGGGCAACAGCUUCGUCCUGUUGGUGUAUCUCUUCCAGAAAGACAGAUUAAAUGUUCCAGAGAUCUUCUUGGGAAAUCUGGCAUUGGCAGACUUCGCCCUCCUCACAUGCCUUCCAUUCUCGGCGAUGAACAUCCGCAACAACUUCAACUGGCCGUAUGGAGAAGCCUUAUGCAAGAUAGUAAACUCAUCUGUAAUCGUCAAUUUCUACACAAGCAUAUAUAUCAUUGCAACGAUAAGCAUCGACAGAUACCUAGCUCUGGCUCGGACAAUGCAGACAAGGUGGCUGAGACGCACUCUGUAUGCCAAAGUGAUGUGUGCUGCUAUGUGGAUCUUGGGGGUUUUAAUGAGCACGCCCAGCCUUGUUUACAGAACAGUCACUUACGUCGAAGAACUCGGAACUAUAUCAUGUAUACUAGGCUACGGUCCCGCCUGGCAAUUAUCCCACCAGAUUAUGAUGAAUGUGCUUGGCUUUGUUUCCCCAGUUCUGAUAAUUGUACUCAGCAGCAGUGCGGUAAUCAGGGCUUUAUACCGAAGGAGGAAGGGUGCUUGUGCUUAUGAAGGGAGCGACAGGAAGGCUACGACCCUUGUUUAUGCGGUCACGAUCCUGUUCCUUUUAUGCUGGGGUCCUUUUCACCUCUUCACCUUUCUUGACACACUGUGUGAACUAGAACUUUUGGAUGAAACAAAGUGGGGCCACGCUUUAGAUAUCGGACACCAGGUUUCAGUUUACGUGGCGUUUCUUAACAGCGUCCUAAACCCGGCGCUGUAUGUAUUUUCCGGGCAGUAUUUCAGAAAAAAGUUAAGAGCCAUCUUCACGAAGGCUAAGCCCGAAAAUAGGCGGGGAUCUGAUAUGAGCUUAUAUCAGCGCUCUGUCAUAUCAACAUAUAUCAACAGAACUGAACAAACAAAAUUGUGAAUAUAUUGUAAUAAAUGGAAACAAUCUAUUGUUUAUGCAUUCAUUAAAACUAAAAAGUGAUAUUAACACAAAUAAUUCCUAUUUUCCCAUACCAUUUUGUCUAGUUGUUUUGAGGAGCUGUGCUGUUAAAUCUUCCUUUUCCACAGGGGUUGAAUGUUGAGUGUUAUCUGAUUAUAAACUUAUUAUGAAAAAAGUGUGAGUGCGACAUACUAAAGCGCAGGUGCGAGUUAUAAAGAGCAUGUGCGCUUUAUAAAAGAAUGACUCCUAUGUCACCUCCCAGGCUCUAUACUUAUGUCAGGGUAUAUAUAAAUUACUCAUAGGGAACUGUAUAGGCUACCUCUAAGUUACAACUAUACUGUAGCCUAUAAUAAGCCUACUAUUAGGGGAACCAUAUUGUCUCGUAUUGCAUUGUAUAGUAUUGCAUAUUUAGAGUAUUUACUUUACAUCCCAGGAAAAUACAACCUGCACAAAGAAAGAAACCUGCUUCCAGAAUCAUGCGGUCUAGCAAUGAUCCUGUCUUGCUUAUCAUCCAGUCCAUCCGAUGAUGAUGUUUUGUCAGCAACUGUCUCUGUAAAUCGAAUAAACUAAACCAUUAGGGCAGAUUAGCCUACUACUCAACCUCACUGAUGGUCCUUGUUGCCUAGUUCAACCUAACUGAUUUGGACUAGGCCUAAAGCCUCUUGUGUGUUGCAAGUCAACUUCCCCAUGAUGUUUUGUUUUGCUUGCGACAUUCUAGAAAGAGCAGUUGUUUCAUUGGUUUAAUAAA
This is a messenger RNA of Gadus chalcogrammus (walleye pollock), 2018 nucleotides long. It is a transcript of the gene bdkrb1, whose product is annotated as bradykinin receptor B1. Gene Ontology annotation, biological process: neutrophil chemotaxis; G protein-coupled receptor signaling pathway; immune response. Gene Ontology annotation, cellular component: membrane. The coding region runs from base 182 to 1252 and encodes 356 amino acids. The transcript has 2 exons. Lineage: Eukaryota; Metazoa; Chordata; Actinopteri; Gadiformes; Gadidae. The record is from RefSeq and is a predicted model, not a curated record. Gene Ontology annotation, molecular function: bradykinin receptor activity.